CUGACAAUAUUACGUUUUCUCAUCAGUAACCACACAAAAGAUGAAAAGUAAGGAGAUAGAGAUGAUCAAGCACCAAUCACAAUCGUCCAGCUCAACCAAAACAUAGGACAAACGUGAAUCAUCGUAACCUCGUCUGCAACAUAGUUCUGCCCUCUUCUUUCUUAAUUCGUACAAAACCAAAAUAUCUUUAUCCAGAUAAUUUUCUUUGCUGUUUUUUUUUUUUUUCCUCUCGACAAUUUCCAACAAAAAAUAUAAAAUAACAGAAUUUUCCAUCAGUAAAGUGGCUUCUGCAUUAAUUAUUUUUUUUUUUAGUAAAAUAAUAUAGAAUUUUUAAAGUAAAAAAAAUUCUCUGUGUUAUCGACAAUGGCGGAAAUAUCGACUCCCCAUGUGCGCUUCACCAGAUAUUAAUAUCCACUGCUUUUACACUCCCUUACUUUCUCUGCUCUUUUCAUUUCCCCAAACGAUGUCCCUUAUUUUUGAAAGGCAUGGUAAUACUGGUUCAAUCAGACGCUCAGGGUUUGUUCAGGGGAUGCAGUGUAUCUCGGUCCAUGAUUCGCCGGAGGAGAAAAGCGAGGAUCGGAGGAGGUUGUUGUCGAUGGAGGCGAGAGAAGAGGAUGAUUUGGGGUCUUGUAGUUCCUCAUCGAUCGGAAGGAACAGUGAUGUUUCCGCUGAAUCUUCAUCGGAAGGUGAAGAUUCAACGGAGGCUGAAGUGCAAAGCCAGUUUAAAGGACCUUUGGAUACCAUGGGUGCUCUAGAGGAGGUUUUGACUAUGAGAAGAGGCAUAUCCAAGUUUUAUAAUGGCAAAUCAAAGUCCUUCACAAGUCUGGCUGAUGCUGCUGCUGCUUCCUCUGUUAAAGAUUUUGCAAAGCCAGAUAAUCCCUAUAAUAGGAAACGCAAAAACUUAUUAGCUCAUAGUUAUUUAUUGGACAAGAAUCGUAAUAAUCCUUUGAGAAACAGUGGAAGUGAGAUAUCAAAGAGACUAGCCAACUCCAAUAGAGGCACUGUGGCUCUUGGAGCUACUACAAGCAGCUCUGACUUCAACUCAAUCUCAUCAUCGCCAUCUAGCUGUCUUCCACCUCUGCAUCCACAGUGUAAAAAAUCAGCUACCAACAGAUCAUCAUCACCGACUACUCAACUGAACCCUCCUUGCCGGUCUUUCUCCUUGUCUGAUCUACAGUUUGUUGCUGGUGUAACUCCUAACAUAGCUGGGUUGGCUGUUCGUAAUGGCAACAAGGACAACAAACUGCAUUGAAUUUAACUGAAGUACACUUUCAGAAUUGUGAAACUGGAAGUCGCCAAAAUGUUUAUGGUGUUGGACUUGGAGAAUGUCACUUAUCACCUCCUGCUUUGAUCUAAUGCUUGUACUCUUAAUGCUAGGUAUUCUGUGGCCAUGCAUUUUGAGAACUAAUUCCUGCUGUAACAUUUUCAUCUCUUGUUUGCUUUGAGAUGGUGAUGAGAAUGCUUUAUUGUAUAAUACAAAUAGUAAAAUUCAUUCUCUUCAUAAGAAGCAAAUGUUGGCCUUUUUCUCAUUUCUCAGUGAUACCAAUCACUAUUUACAUAAUUACAUGUUACUGCAGUAGCAGUGCAGUUUUUCCUUUUCCUCCUCUCGACCUUCUUCAACAUUGCGUUAUUUUUCUUCUUGUAUAGAGGGUGCUGGUUAUAGUACUAUGAUCUGUGAUUUAGAGUGACUGAUUCCACGGGGUCGUUAGUUCAGGUCGUCCUUAUGGUUUAUGAUUUUUGCCAAUUCCUGUGGCUAAUAGUGGAAUUUACUAUAUAGGUCAUCAGCAGCAUGGAAGAGAUCCCAUUUGCUAAUUUGGCUCUCUAUGCUUUUGCAAUGCAACUUGGGAAAGACUUUUGCAAGUUGCAGACAGUUUGAAAUGAGAAAUAAACCU
Messenger RNA from Durio zibethinus, 1892 nucleotides. RefSeq lists its product as uncharacterized. NCBI's taxonomy places the organism in Eukaryota, Viridiplantae, Streptophyta, Magnoliopsida, Malvales, Malvaceae. The record is from RefSeq and is a predicted model, not a curated record.